AUGACCAAGUUGAACAUCAUCCUCAGCUUCGCCGCCGCCGCCGCGCUGGCACUCGCCACCUUCGAUGGUGUCAACGCCGCCAGCCUCCGAUCGGUCGACGCCGACAGUUUCCUGGGCAGCUUCGACGCCAGCACGGACGCCAGCGACAGCGGUGCGGGCGAGCGCUUCCUGUUCGAGAUGGAGGGGAGUGAGAGCGCCGACACCGACGUUGAUGCGGAGGGCAGCGAGAGUCUUGACGGCGAGCGGUUCCUGAUGGAAGUGGACAGCAGCGACGAUAGUGCCGCUGACGACCAGGGUAGUGAGAGCCUUGAUGGCGAACGCUUCCUACAGGCAGUUGACAGCGGUGAUGACAGCGCGGCGACUGACGGGGGAAGCGAUAGCUUUGACGGUGAGCGGUUCCUGCAGGAGGUCGACGGCAGCGACGAUAGUGCAGCAGAUGACGAAGGCAGUGAGAGCGUCGACGGUGUCCGAUUCCUUCAGGAAAUCGAGGGUAGUGAGAGUGCAGACGUCGACACCAGCAGCGACAGUGUUGACGGCGAGCGAUUCUUGCAGGAAGUCGAGGGCAGCGAGAGCGCCGAGGCCGACGACAACAGUGCAAGCCUUGAUACCGAGCGCUUCCUGGUUGAAAUGGAGGGUAGCGAGAGCGCUGAGGACGAAAGCAGCACGAGUGCUGAUGAAGAGCGCUUCUUAGAGGAGGUCGAAGGCAGCGAGAGUACCGAGGGCAGCGAGGGAUCGUUGUAA
Messenger RNA from Phytophthora sojae, 741 nucleotides. RefSeq lists its product as hypothetical. NCBI's taxonomy places the organism in Eukaryota, Oomycota, Peronosporomycetes, Peronosporales, Peronosporaceae. The record is from RefSeq and is a predicted model, not a curated record. Bases 1 to 741 code for a protein of 246 amino acids. The transcript has a single exon.